AACUGACCGGUUUGAGAGCAUGCGCGGUACGCAGAAGUGACCGGUUGGAGAGCAUGCGCAGUACAAAAGUCUUCGGGGCGCUUGUGUGGUGUCGUGCGCCGUCGCUUUUCUCUCGGAGGGAGAUUUUAUUAGAGGCGCUGCCAAUUUUUGCUGCUGCCUCCUGCUCUUGUCUGCUCCUGCUUUCAGCAUGGUAAGGAAGAAUACUAUCCCUAAUGGAUGGAGAAAUGUAUCUUCAGUUGGACAGCCUAUACCUGGAACUCGAUUCAUUGCUUUCAAAGUACCUUUGAAAGGGGCAAUCAAUCAGAGACUGUCUCCAAACCAGAAAUUCACACCAAAAGAUUUGAUUGCUGCAGUGAAAGCUCAAAAUCUGGAGAUCGGCUUAAUUAUUGAUUUAACAUAUACAACAAGAUACUAUGAUAUUAAGGAUUUGCCUAAAACUGUAGACUAUAAGAAACUGUAUACUGUUGGACUUGAGGUCCCAGAUGAUUCUACUAUUCUACAUUUUAAAAAAUGCGUCAGAAAGUUCCUAUGGAAAAAUGCAGAAAAUGAUACACUAAUUGGAGUACAUUGUACUAAUGGAAUUAACAGGACGGGUUACCUUAUAUGUAGAUACCUGAUUGAUGUUGAAGGCUGGGAUCCAGAAACAGCCAUCCAAGCUUUUGGGGAGGCUCGUGGUCACCAUAUGGAUGGUCAGGUAUAUCUGACAGAUCUCAAAACCCAACCAAUGAGAAGCAAUCUUGGAAUGAACGUAUGGGAUGUCGAUACAGAAAUACCACUACCAAGAGAAAUGGAUGAACCUACUGGUAGAUUUCCAAGUGAAGAAUUUCCAAGGCCUGAAAGAAGAUUAAGAGUUUAUGAAGAUUGUCACCCCCAAGAUGACUUACCAGGGCAGAUACAAUUGAGAGAAUUUGAUUUUAUUAACAAGGGUCCUGGACAACGACGAAAACCAUAUCAUGACCUCCAGUUUCAAGAAGAUUUGCAGCCACUAAUGCAAAUAAGGGAAAGGCGUUUUCCUGAAUCUCAGUUUUAUGAUGACUAUCAAGAAGAAAUGCAUCAGGAAGAUUUAGACUUUGCCAUCAGGGACUCGGAACAGUGGCAAAGAUCUUUUCAUGAUCAUCAGUUUUAUGAUAACCUUCCAGAAGGUACACCACGAGGGGACCUUGUUAGUAUGGGCCCUGGAAAGAGGCAGAGACAUUUUCCUGACAGUGAUAUGCCUACAGAUAUGCGGCUUGGUAGGGGGUGUGGACAGAGACGAAGACCAUUUUAUGACCAACAGUCGAAUGAUGAAUUUCAACCACGUAUGCCUUUCCUCCACAUGGGACGUGGGCAACGUAUGAGACCUUUCCAUGACCAUCCCCCUCACGAUGAUGUGCAGCCACCUGUGGGAGAUUUCGAGUUUGUUAACAGAGGCCGUGGACGAAGACUGAGACCUUUCCCUGACCGCCAGCGUGAUAAUGAAGGACGACGAGAGAUGGCAUUAGAAGGUUUUAACGACAGAGAAUCUGAAUCGAGAUGCAGGCCUUUUCAUGAUCGUCAGUUCUAUGAGGAUUUCAGUGAGCCUGCACAACUGAAAGAUUUUGUAGACAGUAGACCUGAACAAGGGAUGAGACCAUUUAAUGACCAUUCAUCUUGUGAUGAGGUGUCAUAUGAAGGAUGUUUAGAAAGAUGUCAGUCUCUGCCUCCUCGUGAGCAUUUCCCAGAUACUUCCUUAUUUUGCAGAGAUUAUGUCUCUGAUAAAGAAGAUUACAACAGAAAUUACAGGGAUAGUUGUCCUAAAGAUUUCAGGAGAAUCCGCCUUUCAAAUGGAAAUAACAAAAGAGGGAAAAGUAGAUUUAUACCAUAUCCCCCACAGCCAAUGCCCCGCCUUUCAUCUGCACACCAGAAAGUUCGUUCAGUUCCAGCGGACUAUGGAAGAGAAGCUCCACAAGAAACUUCAACGGAAAAUGAUCAAGGGAAAAGGUUACCAGUUGUAACAAUUGAUUACAAUUAUGGUUUGCCUUUAGAGUAUGCAUCUGAAGAGGAAGAUCGACCACAUUAUAAUUUACCUUCAAGAGAACAUUAUAUUUAGAAUUGAACCAAGAAAGUGUUUGCAUGCCUGCCUCACCUGUUUCCUCUUGUGUGUGGACCAAAACUUUUUCACUAAGUAGAAAAGCCUAGUGAGACUAGCUCCAGCAAAUGUUUGGUUUUUUACAUCUAAAUAGGGUGUUCAUUUGUUAGGUAUACGUGGAUACAAACGUUUAACAUAAUCUGAAAUUAAAUGUGGAUACUUUUAGUAAAAUUGGAGGACCGUAGCAUAAGACGCCAUAGAAGUUCUGUUCCUUUCUCUUAUUUUGAAAUCCAUAUGAUUGUUCCAGUUUAAAAACUUGUAAUAAGCAAUUUCACUACUGCUUUUAGCAGACUAUCUCUUUGAUAUAUAGGAUUUACCAUAAAUAUGACAAUAAAAAUAAGUAGUUCUGGUAACUGGACAAAUUUA
This is a messenger RNA of Sphaerodactylus townsendi, 2473 nucleotides long. RefSeq lists its product as uncharacterized. The coding region runs from base 188 to 2068 and encodes 626 amino acids. Gene Ontology annotation, molecular function: protein tyrosine/serine/threonine phosphatase activity; polynucleotide 5'-phosphatase activity. The record is from RefSeq and is a predicted model, not a curated record. Gene Ontology annotation, biological process: dephosphorylation. NCBI's taxonomy places the organism in Eukaryota, Metazoa, Chordata, Lepidosauria, Squamata, Sphaerodactylidae. The transcript has 12 exons.